Molecule: messenger RNA, 651 nt
Organism: Stylonychia lemnae
Lineage: Eukaryota; Ciliophora; Spirotrichea; Sporadotrichida; Oxytrichidae
Source: the annotation of a GenBank genome assembly
AUGAUUACUGCUGCCAACCAAAAAUCGAUAGUAACAUUAAAUAAUGCAAGUAAUACAUAAUUCAAAGAGGAUCUAGAAAUUAAUUCAUAAGAGCUGCAUGACCUGCUCGAUGGGUUUGACAUUGAUGCCCUUAUCGAGCUCAGCAAAAAUCCAGGUUUAGCUUGUUUACCAAACCCAACAGUAAGUGGAAUCUUGGCUGCUCAUGAGAGUUUACUAAAGCAGGAAUUCGAAGUUGGAGACGACGAUUUUUGUGAUACGGAUGAUGAUGACUAUAUGAAGCAAGAAGACUACCCAAUUGAGACAAAAACCAUGAUGGACUACGUGGAUGAUUUAGAAGAUGAAGAUGAAGAAGAUCAGCAUGAAGUAGAUGAUCUAGAAGAGAUUCUUAGGAAUGAGAAAAUACAACUUCAAUAGAUGUAUCCAGAAUUGCUUCUUUAAAAUCCAAGCUUAAUAUCUGGCAAACCUAAAAAACCAUAUAAAAGAAGAGAAAGCUUAGCUUUUAGAAGAGAGCAAGAGGAAUGCAUGCUGCUUCCCUUUAGAACUAAAAGAUAUGAAAAGGUAAAUAAUAAUGGAGAGGAAAAGUAAAUAAAGGCUGAGGCUAAAAGAGUCAGAGUAAAUGAAAGAGUGAAGAAAAGACAAAGACUCCUCUGA